GGGGCGGGUCUCUCACGGAGGAGGGGUGCCAGCCCUGUGACUGAGGUAGAAGUUGCCUGGGCUUUGGCAGGGCUAGGAGGAAGCUGGCCUGGAAGGUAGGGGUUUGCCUAGGGCUUAGGAGGUCCGGGUCGGUUCUCUGCUCUCACACAGACUUCCCAUGUGACCUUGGUUGAGGCAUUUAGGCUCAGACGUUUCAUGGUGUUUAGCAGUUGGCUGCUCAGCAUUGCAAUUCCUAGCUACUUUCGGUAUCUAAAUCUCAUUUUUGAAUCUUACUGUCAAAACGAGAGAUGUAAGUUUCUAAAUCAGCUAGGCAUUAACGAUAACAUUAAAGACUAUCCAAACGCGUGCAUAUGAAGGAACAGAAUUUAGGUUCCGUGCAUAACUUCAGUUUGGUACUUGCUGACUUUUAAGUGUAUAACUUUGUGACCUUAAAGUUCAGCUUGCCUGAGGAAGAAGGAAACAAAAUGUGCGUUCCAGGUAGAUGACCGAACAGAGAUGCCUCCUUGUGUAACUGUUCUGAUUAUUGGAGCUGGAUGCCGGGGAAAACACUACUCUUAUUUUGCUGUACAUUUCCCCAGCCGAAUGAAGGUCUCUAGCAGGCCUAUUUGGCCCAUUGCUGUCCCUGAAUUCUUAGUGCUUUUGAGGCGAUGAGAGUCCCGAAGUCUCUUCAGAUCCGUGGGAGGGCUCUGCUGCUUCUGGUCCAGUCCCGAGUUUAGCAUGCUCUUAUGUUUCCUUGUUGGUACCCCUGAACUGGCCACCUAUCUUGAGAUUUAUACCUUCACCAAGGGACCUGCAUGCCAUCGUUGCCAGCAACCCUUCCUCCACCCCCAAGAGCCCUGUGGGUACUUCAGGGCUGGAGUUGCUGGUCACCAGAGUGAACAUAGAGGACGACAUGUUGGAUGAAGAAGUGGAGGCGGAGGAGAAUGAGGGACAGGCAACAGGGAGACCCAGUGGCAUGGAGAAUCAGGAUCUCCUUUUGAGUCCUGAGCUGUCUAGCCAGUCCCAGCAGCCCUGGCAAGCCGGAUGCAGGGGAGGGAACUUCUGGUAGUUGGAGUUGCAGAUCCUCGUGCUUUUGCUAGAAAUGAUCUUCAGAAGAUUCACAGCAUUGACAAGAAAAAUGUAUUUAAUGACUGGAAAGUAGCCGCAGAGAGAGAGAGGUUUGCGGAUGCUGUUAUAAUAGCAACGCCAGACAGACUGCAUAAGGCUCCAGCGAUAGCUUUUGCUAACAAAGGCUACCACAUUCUGUUGGAAAAGCCCAUGGCAGUAACACCUGAGGACUGCAAAGAAAUUGUGUCUGUAUGUAAAGCUAACAAUGUCAUGCUUGCUGUGUGCCAUGUCCUGCGGUACUAUCCAGCCUCACUGAAGAUAAAGGAGCUACUAGAUGCUGGAGCAAUUGGAGACAUCUGCCACAUACAGCAUCUGGAGCCCGUUGGAUUCUGGCAUUUUGCCCACUCGUUUGUGAGAGGAAAUUGGAGGAAUGAAGCAGAAAGUACAUUUUCUUUGUUAGCCAAAUCCUGCCAUGACAUCGACCUCAUUAAUUUUUGGAUGGGUGAUAAAAGAUGCUUAAAGGUGUCAUCUUUUGGCAGUCUUUCUCAUUUUACUAAUGAGCAUAAGCCCAAAGGAGCUGCCAGUCGGUGCUUAGACUGUUCAGUCGAACAAACCUGUCCAUAUUCAGCCAAGAAGAUUUAUCUGCACCGUGCAGAGAAGGGUUAUUUUAGUUGGCCAGUCUCUGUUGUGUGCAACAGUGGUGUUUGUGACAUAGAAUCUGUGACAGAGGCUCUACGCAGCGGUCCAUAUGGAAGAUGUGUUUAUGAAUGUGACAAUGAUGUUGUCAGUAACCAGGUUGUUAAUAUGGAGUUUGAAGGAGGAGCAACAGCUGCUUUUACUAUGAUGGCCUUUACGGAGCGGCUGGGUACAAGGAAAACCACAAUCUAUGGGACCAAGGGAGAACUAUUCUGUGAUGGGGGGGGACCAGUGCAAGUUUUUGACUUUUGCACAAGAGAGAAAACUGCUUAUCCAACAAACAAAUCUGCAUUCAUUCCAAGCCAUUUAAUGGGGCACGAUGGAGCUGACUACUAUCUGAUGGACAGCUUUAUUUCAGCGUUAACUGAGAAUAAACCAUCCCUCAUUCAGACCGGUCCAGAAGCAACCCUGCAGUCCCACCUCCUUGUAUUUGAGGCCGAGAAAUCCAGGAAAGAAAACCGUGUUGUGUUUUUAGAAACUAGAAAGGAACUCUUCCCGAAGCCUACAUACAAAUGAACUUUUAAAUUUGCUCCUUUUAUAUUUGAGGGGACGGAAUAAAAACUGGUCCUAGUUACCAGGGAAAUCAUGUCUUGUUUAUACUAAUCUGGAUUUAUAUCUGGGGAUGGGCACUAUAUAAAAUCAAAUUUUGCAUACUACAAAUCUGUAAAAUGCAAAAGGUUUGAUUAUAGAAUUUUAUAUAUUGUUUCAUUAAUUUUGUUGGAUAAAGAAAAUAUUAAAAAUCAUCUUCAGUA
This is a messenger RNA of Chelonoidis abingdonii (Abingdon island giant tortoise), 2495 nucleotides long. Its product is annotated as 2,7-anhydro-N-acetylneuraminate hydratase-like. Gene Ontology annotation, molecular function: nucleotide binding. The record is from RefSeq and is a predicted model, not a curated record. NCBI's taxonomy places the organism in Eukaryota, Metazoa, Chordata, Testudines, Testudinidae.